AUGACGGUCAGUGGCGUGGGUGGAGGCGACCCUAUUGGUGCUAAAGGGGUGGCUUCCAUGGAGUUGACCGUGGGGAGCAACACGCUAGCAACAGCCUUCUUCGUCUUCGAGGUGCAAGUUGGAGUUGUUAGUCGGUACAUGAGCAAUCCAAAGGAGCCUCACCUUGAUGCAGUCAUGCAUAUCCUCAAGUAUGUUAAAGGCACCAUCAAUUUUGGUAUUCUAUACAAGAAGAUAAAUGAUUGCCAGGUGAUGGGAUACUAUGAUGCCGACUAUACAGGAGACUGUGGCACACGGCGAUCAACUAUGGGAUACUUCUUUAGUCUUGGAUCUGGAGCUAUAUCAUGGUGCAGUAAGAGACAACCAACUGUGGCAUUAUCUAGUACUGAAGCAGAGUAUCGAUCAACAGCAAUGGCAGCACAAGAAAGCACCUGGCUGAAGCAGUUGAUGGAGGAUCUUCACCAGCCAACAUAA
Molecule: messenger RNA, 471 nt
Organism: Panicum virgatum (switchgrass)
Lineage: Eukaryota; Viridiplantae; Streptophyta; Magnoliopsida; Poales; Poaceae
Product: secreted RxLR effector protein 161-like
Exons: 2
Coding region: 1-471 (156 amino acids)
Source: RefSeq, a predicted model, not a curated record